AUGGAAAGAAAUUUCUUUUAGAGAUCUAACUUUGAAAGAGAAUUUGAAAGUCAGGAAUCUGACGAAGAUGAGGAUGACUUCAUGUCUGAUAAAUACUUGGUAACAGCUUAACAAUUAGACUAGAAUAUUCGAAAGGAUAAGAUCAAGGCACAAAAGUUUGACACUAAAAUUAAAAAUGCUGAUAAGCUUAAAGAUGAUAAAAGAUUAGAUAUUUGUCAGGAAAAUGUUGAAAUAACAAGACAUAAUAUGAAACACUAGAUGAUGAUUAAAGUUCAUGAGGGAUUAGAAACCAAAAUUACUUCUGAGAACAAAGGCUAUUAAAUGCUAUUAAAAUUAGGUUUCAAGUAAUUAACUUCAAAUUAAACUAUUAAAUUAGGGAAGGUAAAGGGCUUGGAAAGAAAGAGGAGGGAAUGA
Messenger RNA from Stylonychia lemnae, 414 nucleotides. NCBI's taxonomy places the organism in Eukaryota, Ciliophora, Spirotrichea, Sporadotrichida, Oxytrichidae. The record is from the annotation of a GenBank genome assembly.